AUGAUGAUAAAGUGUGUAAUACUACUAUAUAUUAUAUAUACACUUGUACAAGUAACGGCUCAGGGCAGGAGCACUACGGCUUCCAACUCCCGCAACUCUGAUCGUAACGGACUUGGAAUCUACAAGCAUUUCUUGACCGUUCAGCAAGACAUGCCUGGAGAUGGACCAGAGGCUACAGACUCCUCCUCUGAGCAUUCUACACAGCAGACUCUAAGCAUCUCUGAGAGGAAUGACAUCUUCCUUAAGUGUACUGAAUUCGAUUCCAAGGGGAUUCCUUAUGGAAUGGGCCAACUCUCACAGGUUCAGAAAGGAAAGAGGAAGAUAAGAUAUGCUGAAUCUUCUUCGUCAUCACUGGUAGAGAUCCAGGAAGAGCUUAAAUCAGCUCGUCAAAAGAUUGCUGAAAACGAAGCAGAAAAUCAGCGACGUGAUGAGGCGCUAAGGCAAAGUCAAGCUCGACAACAAUCCCAGCUUGCUGCUUACAUGUCUGACUCCUCUGCCUUAGAUCCUUCUGCCACAGCCAAUCCUUCUCAACCUCCUCCAGCUAAAGACAACACCUGA
Messenger RNA from Arabis nemorensis, 558 nucleotides. Lineage: Eukaryota; Viridiplantae; Streptophyta; Magnoliopsida; Brassicales; Brassicaceae. The record is from the annotation of a GenBank genome assembly.